Arabidopsis arenosa is the source of this 3535-nucleotide messenger RNA. NCBI's taxonomy places the organism in Eukaryota, Viridiplantae, Streptophyta, Magnoliopsida, Brassicales, Brassicaceae. The record is from the annotation of a GenBank genome assembly.
GCCGUCGUCAGUGUCAUCGCCGGCGUUAUUUUUUUUCGUUUCCAGUGUUACCAUUAUUGCUGCCUUUGCCUCUUCCCUAGAAACGCUCUCUGUCUCUAUCUAGAUGGAGAAAAGCUCCUACUUUCUGUUUGGUGGAACAAACUUCAAUAAGAAGAAGUUUGCUCCAGAUUUUGCUAAGUUUAAGAAUUGUACGGAGGAUGACGAUUCCAAUAAGAAAGUGAACUUCUUUGUUGAAGAAGAGGACACUGAAGAGCAGGAGAAGAAAGUUGUUGUGUCCUCUAAGAAGAGGAAACGAAGGUCUUCUAAUUCUGUGCCAGUUGAAGGAUUUGAUGUGUUCAAGAGCUCAAAGAAGGCACUUGCUAAAGGUAAAGCAGAAGAAGGAAACACAAAUAAUGAUAUUAUAGAGGAUCCCAAGAAGGAACUUAAUCGUCAAAUAGAGCGAGAUGCUUUGUCGAGGAAACAGUACAACAUUCAUGUUUCCGGUAACAAUAUUCCACCCCCGCUUAAAAGCUUUGCAGAGUUGUCAUCAAGGUAUGGCUGUAAAAGAUAUAUAUUACGCAAUUUGGCUGAACUAGGAUUUAAAGAGCCUACCCCCAUCCAAAGACAGGCUAUUCCAGUUCUCCUAUCGGGUCGUGAAUGCUUUGCCUGUGCUCCAACUGGGUCAGGAAAAACCGUUGCUUUUAUUUGUCCCAUGCUUAUAAAACUCAAGCGCCCUUCAACAGAUGGAAUAAGAGCAGUUAUCCUUUCUCCUGCUCGGGAACUGGCUGCCCAAACAGCUAGAGAAGGAAAGAAACUUAUUAAAGGAAGCAAGUUCCACAUUAGAUUGAUGACUAAACCUCUUGUCAAAACAGCUGACUUCUCAAAGCUGUGGUGUGAUGUUCUCAUAUCAACGCCGAUGCGGCUGAAAAGAGCAAUCAAGGCUAAAAAGAUUGACUUAAGCAAGGUCGAGUACCUUGUCCUUGAUGAAUCUGACAAGCUGUUUGAGCAGAGCUUGUUAAAGCAGAUAGAUUGUGUGGUUAAGGCUUGUUCAAAUCCUUCGAUCAUACGUUCGUUGUUCAGUGCUACUUUGCCCGAUUCUGUUGAGGAACUUGCACGUUCCAUAAUGCACGAUGCUGUUCGUGUGAUCAUUGGCCGAAAGAACACAGCGUCUGAAACCGUCAAGCAAAAGCUGGUUUUUGCUGGAACUGAAGAAGGGAAACUUCUUGCUCUUCGCCAAAGCUUUGCAGAGAGUCUGAAUCCACCGGUACUGAUCUUUGUACAAAGCAAAGAACGAGCAAAGGAACUCUACGAUGAAUUGAAAUGUGAAAACAUCAGAGCUGGGGUUAUCCAUUCCGAUCUCCCUCCAGGAGAGCGGGAAAACGCAGUUGAUCAAUUCAGAGCGGGAGAAAAAUGGGUUUUGAUAGCCACUGAUGUGAUUGCUAGAGGUAUGGAUUUCAAAGGCAUCAACUGCGUGAUAAACUAUGAUUUCCCGGAUUCAGCUUCUGCAUACAUCCACAGGAUUGGUCGGUCUGGGAGAGCGGGAAGGAGCGGAGAAGCGAUAACUUUCUACACGGAACAGGAUGUACCUUUUCUUAAGAACAUAGCCAACAUGAUGAUGUCAUCAGGCUGUGAGGUUCCGUCGUGGAUCAUGUCUUUGAAGAAGAAGAAGUGGAGGAAGCAUAGGCCGAGACGUGAUUCUAUAUCUACUCAACCAAAAGCCGAUAAAAACGAUAAAGAUGUGAGGAUCAAACAUAGAACCGGUAACGAGAUGGUUAAAAAGGCCAAAUGGCUCAAGAACGUUAAGAAGGCUUUUAGCCCAGAUUCAAAGAAGUUGAAAUACGAAUCUGUUGAGUGUCAAGAUAGUGUAAUCUCUUACCCUGUCUUGAUUGCCACAUCCAGAAGUUCUCCUCCUCAGUUUGAAGUUAGAGUUGAUGAAGUCAACUAUGAACAGAAGAAGAAUCUGUGUCCUCCUUCAGAUUCUGUGACUGCUACUGUUACACAUGUUCUUGUAGAUUCUGCUACUGUUGCACAUGUUCUUGUAGAUUCACCUCCAUCUUCUCCUGAAUCUGUUCAUCAAGCUAUAGUUGAUGAUAGAUUUGCAGGCAAGUCAAAGGAAGAUGCAGCUGCCAUCUUAAUUCAGUCUACGUUUAGGGGCCAUUUGGCAAGACGAGAAUCGCAGGCGAUGAGAGGGCAUGCAAGACUUAAGUUACUGAUGGAAGGAUCGGUUGUACAACGGCAAGCUGCUAUUACUCUUAAAUGUAUGCAGACGCUCUCUCGUGUACAGUCACAAAUCCGAUCUAGGAGAAUCAGGAUGUCAGAAGAGAAUCAGGCUAGACAUAAGCAACUACUUCAGAAGCAUGCCAAAGAGCUAGGAGGCUUAAAGAAUGGGGGUAACUGGAAUGACAGCAAUCAGUCAAAGGAACAAGUUGAAGCGGGUAUGUUGCACAAGUACGAGGCGACUAUGAGAAGGGAAAGGGCAUUGGCUUAUGCAUUCACACAUCAGCAAAACUUGAAGAGCAACUCGAGAACUGCAAAUCCGAUGUUCAUGGAUCCUAGCAACCCGACUUGGGGUUGGAGCUGGUUAGAGAGGUGGAUGGCUGGCCGGCCAUGGGAGAGUUCAGAGAAAGAACAAAACACAACCAUCAACAACAACAACAACAACGAAAACUCCUCGGUCAAGAACUCGACUAACCGUAAUUCCCAUGGAGGAGAAACCGCAAAAUCUUCAAACCGCAACAAACUCAAUAUCUCUACUCAAUCCAAUACCCCAUCAUCAUCAUCCACUGCCACCAGAAACCCGAGAAAGAAGAGGCCAAUUCCAUCGUCCAUAAAAUCCAAAAGCAGUGAUGAUGAGGCCAAGAGCUCUGAAAGGAACCGUAGGCACAGCGCUGCAAGGUCAUCGGUUAGUGAUGACGAGACCCUGACUAGCUCAACUGCUAAACGUAGUAACCAUCUGAUUCCCACCACAAAACCAGUACGAGGCAAGCCCAAGCCCCAGAGCUCAUCACGUGUAGCGGUGACCACAACCACAAAAACGGAGGAAAACAGUGUAUUACCCGAGAAAGCACCAGCAAAGAAACGGCUCUCCACCUCGGCAGCUUCACCCGCACCCAAACCCAGACGAUCCUCAGCCCCACCAAAGUACACUGUCUUGCUCAAUUCCUCUACAACAAUGGUUGCAGCGAUACUUGCAGGCGCUGCUGUUGCUGCUGCUGCUUAUGCUGGUAAAUAUGGGUUAGAGGCAUGGCAAGCUUUUAAACUGAGACCAGUUAGGCCUAGAAUGCGAAAAUUCUAUGAAGGUGGUUUCCAAGCUACUAUGAAUCGGAGAGAAGCUGCUCUAAUUCUAGGUGUUAGGGAGAGUGUAGCAGCAGAGAAGGUGAAGGAAGCUCACCGUAGAGUGAUGGUGGCUAAUCAUCCAGAUGCAGGAGGAAGCCAUUACCUUGCGUCUAAGAUCAAUGAAGCCAAAGACAUGAUGCUUGGCAAAACCAAGAACUCUGGUUCUGCGUUUUGAAACCCUUUGGCGUGAGAAAUAUAUAAAUCAAAUUGAAAAUGAGUC